Messenger RNA from Cuscuta campestris, 2184 nucleotides. NCBI's taxonomy places the organism in Eukaryota, Viridiplantae, Streptophyta, Magnoliopsida, Solanales, Convolvulaceae. The record is from the annotation of a GenBank genome assembly.
AUGAAAUCUAAGUGGAGCUCUGUGAGCAUCUCAGUGGCGGAGAAUGAAACAUAAGAGAAGUUUCCUUUCUUCUGCAUUCUCCUUGUGCAAAAUUACUGGUCGGAGAAGAAGAUCUGUGUCGUCGCCUACUAUUAUCGCCGGCAAAGAGGGAUUAUUAAAGAGGCAUUGUCAGUCUAUAUAGAAACAACUUAUUAACAAAAUGUGGCUUCUUGCUGGAAUCACAUACUCUUAGGGGCUGUUUGGCAACUUCUGAAUCGAUGCUGCCUUUGGGUAUGGAAAGAGUGACAACAGAGGAGCCUUGGAUCUGCUUGGACAACAUCAAAAGUUCAGGCAGAAAAAGAGGAGCUUUAAAAUGGUUAAGGAAAGAACAGAAAUUUGGGUUUGUGGCUGUUGAGGGCAAACAAUUUCCCACACCGGAGAAACGUCUCGUUUUCUGCAUUUUCCUUCGUCAAUACCAUCGCCAUUGUUGGUUCCAGAAGAAGAAUUACGAGCAGCAGCUCCACAUCAUGUACUCCGGCGGUGAUUCCGGCCGAAAUUGCACCGGCAGCGACGGGGCUGCUGUUUGCAUGUUUAGCGAACUGCGCGUUUGGGGUAUCCCUGUGGACGCUUAUACCCUAACCAUUCUCAUUGAUGCAUUAUGCCUCUCAAAUAGGGUGGGUUUCGGGUUUUGUGUGCUUGGGUUGUUCUUCAAAUCUGGAAUUGAUAUCAAUGUGGUGACUUUCACCAAACUGAUCAAAGGUCUCUGUCUGGAUAAUAAGAUUGUGGAGGCUCUAGAGCUAUUCAAGAAGUUGGUUAUGGAGGACGUUUGCCAAGUUAAUAUUUUCACUUAUGCUGUACUAAUGAAGGGGCUUUGCAAGGCAGGUUAUACUCAAACUGCUCUUGAUUUACUCAUACUAAUGCAAAAGGAGGGGCCUCAGCCUAACAACGUAGCAUAUAACAUUGUGAUUGAUUCUUUGUGCAAAGACGGAAUGGUUGAUAAGGCUCUUGGCCUUGUCCCUCAGAUGACAGAACGAGGGAUUUCCCCGGGCAUCGUCACAUACAAUUCAUUGAUAAAAGGUCUUUGCAAUUUUUGCCGAUGGAAAGAGGUUACCAAGUUAAUGAAUGAGAUGGUGCACCAUGAGGUAUAUCCAGAUGUCGUUACCUUCACUGUAAUGGUAGAUGCUUUUUGCAAGGAGGGGAAGUUGAAAGAUGCAGAAGCUAUUAUUCAAAUCAUGAUUCAAAGAAACAUUUGUCCUGAUGUCAUCACAUACAACCCAUUGAUUGAGGGGUACUGUUUGCAAGGGAAAAUGGAUGAUGCUCGCAGAGUUCUUGGACAGAUGGUAGACAAAGGCCUUCGACCAAAUCUUACAAACUAUAACACGAUAAUUAAUGGAUAUUGCAAAAGAAAAGCAAUGGACGAGGCCAUGCAUCUUUUUCAUGGAAUGCAUCAGAAAGGGCUACAUCCUGAUGUUGUUACUUACACCACAAUGUUGCAAGGGCUUUUUCUGGUGGGCCGAUGUGAUGAUGCUUUAAAUCUCUUUCAGGAUAUGCAAUUGUCUGCACAUGCACCUGAUUUUCACACUUAUUGCGUCCUACUUACCGGUUUGUGCAAUAACGGACAUAUUGAAGAGGCAAUGUCACUCUACAGUAAGUUUCGUGGGAACGGGAAUGGCUCUCACGUUUUUGGUAGCAUCAUUAUAGAUGGGCUGUGCAAGACGGGACAACUCAAUAUUGCACGCGGUGUAUUAAGUAACCUCAUCUUUAAGGGUCAGCACGUAAAUGUUUAUGCAUACAAUGCAAUGAUAUAUGGGCUCUGCCGAGAGGGAUUAGUACAUGAAGCCUUAGACCUUCUUAGGAGAAUGGCGAAACUGAUUGCUUACCAAAUUCUUUCACUUACAAUGUUAUUUUGAAAGAAUUUGUUAGAAUGAAAAAAAUGCACGAGGCAAAUAUGUUAUUAGAUGAAAUGUCUAGCAAGUGCAUUUCUCCAGACGUUUACACAUUGACCUUGAUGAAACAGGUAAUGAAACAGUGCCGGAGGUGAUCGGUAAAUUCACAGCGAAUGUUUUAAUCUGACCAUGUGUGUGGAGAAUUUGGUCCUUGUUCUUCUGCUUAAUAAAUUCCUACUUCUAAUGGAUUACUUAAUAAUCCGCUCUUGAGUUACAACCGAAGAAGUGACGAAUGUGUGAAUGAAUUCAAUAUUGGAGU